GAGCUCAAAGACGCAAAGCUCAACAUGAUAAAUGACCAUUCAUCUAAACUGAACGAGAUAACUAGAUUGGUUAAUAAAGUGCCCGACCAAGCGGAAAUGGUCCUCGAGAAACACAAUAUACCCAUUCUACUUGACUCGAUUUUUCAUGAACUUCAGGCCAUUUCGGCUUCAUCAACCAGACAGUUUAUUAUAGAACAUGGCAUUGUUCGUAGCCUUUACUUCGGCUCGCGGCUCGCCCGUCACGAGUCAAUUCAAGAUGCUCAUAAAGACACAUUCAAAUGGGUUUUGCGCCUACGCCAUAGGAGUAGAAGCUCAUCUGAUCCCCCUAGCACGAUUAUUAGUUGGCUGAAAUCCGGAAGCGGUAUUUACUGGGUGUCAGGAAAGCCUGGGUCUGGGAAGUCAACCUUCAUGAAAUUCGUUGCCGAUCAUCCAGAGACUCAAAUCAUGCUUGACAAAUGGGCAAUCUCGGGAGAGCCUACGGAGUACGUAAGACAGAACGGGUGCAUCACGGCGUGCUUCUACUUCUGGAGCGCUGGAACACAUCUUCAAAAGUCUACAGAAGGGUUACUGAGGUCCUUACUCUUUGAGAUUCUUUCCCGCGAUCCAGACCUUAUUCCAAUAGUCUUUCCUGAGCUGUGGGCAUCCUCAAAAAUGAAUAGAACGGUUAGAGUUCGGAGUCAACGAAAUCUCGGUAUGCAACAUGAUGAUGAACUUCAUCGAGAUUGGACUAUCAAAGACCUGUCAGCGGCGCUGCGCCUUUUGUCUACAGCACCGACAUGUUCAUCAAGGCGCUUCUGCUUCUUCAUUGAUGGGCUAGAUGAAUACCAUGGCGAUCACCGCGAGCUUGCCAACAUGCUACUGAUCAUGUCAACUAACAGGAACAUCAAAUUAUGUGUUUCUAGUCGCCCAUGGAAUGUGUUCGAAGAUACUUUAGGCCAGGAUGCAUCUCAAAAGCUUUAUAUCCACGAACUUACCGAAGGUGACAUACGUAAUUAUACUAUUUCAACCCUCCACAACGAUAGGAAUUGGGUGCGCGAGGUCAAUAGAGAACCUAGAUAUAAUGCAAUGAUCAAAAAGAUAACCGAUAAGGCGCAUGGAGUUUUCUUAUGGGUUUUCCUCGUCGUUCGAUCUCUUCAGGAGGGAUUAAGCAAUGGCGACUCGCUAUUUACACUUGAUCGGAGGAUACAGGACAUGCCAGAGGAGCUUGGCCCUUUCUUUCGACAUAUGCUUUCAUCUGUUCCAUCUAUAUACCAUGUACAGAUGGCUCUCUAUUUCUUAUUUACUCUUAACUCUCCCUUUACGAUCAUGCUUAUGCACUUCUCCUUUAUUGACGAUUAUUUCGAAAACGAGAGCCUUCCGUUCGAUAUUCCGCAAGCUUCAAUAUACAAUCGUAACGACAUCGAUCAACGGUUCGAACAAGCUAAACGUCGACUAAAUGCUCGCUGCAAGGGCUUGCUUGAAGUACACGCGAGCAAAGAUCGUAAUGAGGAACUUCACUUGGUUUCACAAAAGGUCACUUUCCUUCACCGUACUGUAAGGGACUUCCUGCAGACAGACGAGAUGUGGCAUUUCCUCAAAGAAUUGGUAGGGGAAAUUCAAGUUAAUAGGGUGAUAUUCGGUUCUCUUGUGGCACUUUUCAAGAGUCUUCCUCUUCUUUGUCCUAAUCCUAAUAAGUUUGAAUUGCUAUCACUGUCCCAAGCUCUAUACUUCGCUCGCGGAGCUGAGAAAGAAGCUGAAAGGACUACCAUCCAGCUACUCGACGAGCUUCGCUAUGAUGCAACAGGAAAACCAAGCAAUGGUAAAUGGGACUACACGCAGAAGUUCUACUACAACGUUGUUUCUAAUGGACUAUGCAAAUAUGUCUAUUACUUGAUAGACAGAAGCAUAUACGAUUGGGACCCUAUGGAAAUUGCUCUCAGAUGCGCUUUUUCUAACGACCUGGAGAGUCCGGAUAUGUACGACAUGGUAGCAAUGCUUUUGGAUUUUACACCUGCCCUCAGCGAUAAACAAUGGACUGUGUCUAUACGUGGCAUCAGCCAAAUCGAAUGGGACAAAGUCGACAUAGACAUCGCGGAGCGUUAUAAGCGAAUAUUAAGCCUAAUACUUCCUUAUGUUAAAGAUAUGAAGGGCUGGGGUGUAAUUCUUCCUGGAUUUUUUUCGGACUAUAUAUAUAUACGGUCGAGGAGUGUAGCCAAUGCGAGAGCUCAAAUGAUAGGGGAGCUACUUACCUACGAGGCAAAUCCUAAUGACCCGCACGAUGGUGAAACGUGCUGGACGUCGCUGUGCUCUUACCUUCGCAACACAUGUCCGGAAGGGAGUAAUCGCGGAGAUAAUAUUCAUUUGGAAUUCGUAUCGGACAUUACCGAACUACUCCUAAAAGCCGGCGCCGAUACUAGCUGUGACGGUUCGCUGACGAUAGAUGAAGUUCAAUCCCGCUUCCCUACCUCGCUAGCCAAGCCCAUUUGCGACCUACUUCGAGAAAAAGCCGCCGAUGUGCACCAGCCAGAAACCCUAGAACCACCCGAAACCUCCAUAUCAUUUAACUCCAAGUAUUUCGGGUUUUUAUUAGGGGCGUUCAGGAAACACCCCUCAACUUGAAGAUUUUAGGUUCCCUUCAAAUUAUCUCCUCACGAAUAUCCCAAAACGAUAUACGAUUCCUUUUGUACUGUUGGAGUAGAAUUCAGGGGAUUGCCUGGCGCUUUUGAUUUAAAGAGGGUACCUACCUAGGUAUUCGAUGGCGUUUAAAGAAUGGGAGUCGGAUGGCUGAAGAUAGCGGACCGCCAUGUACUUAUACCCACUCCUUCAUGGACGGAUUUCUUAGAAAUUUCAAUUAUAUGCACC
Messenger RNA from Annulohypoxylon maeteangense, 2841 nucleotides. RefSeq lists its product as uncharacterized. The record is from RefSeq and is a predicted model, not a curated record. NCBI's taxonomy places the organism in Eukaryota, Fungi, Ascomycota, Sordariomycetes, Xylariales, Hypoxylaceae. The coding region runs from base 25 to 2598 and encodes 857 amino acids. The transcript has a single exon.